This is a messenger RNA of Ruditapes philippinarum (Manila clam), 3049 nucleotides long. RefSeq names its product metabotropic glutamate receptor-like. Gene Ontology annotation, molecular function: group II metabotropic glutamate receptor activity. The transcript is spliced from 3 exons. NCBI's taxonomy places the organism in Eukaryota, Metazoa, Mollusca, Bivalvia, Venerida, Veneridae. The record is from RefSeq and is a predicted model, not a curated record. Gene Ontology annotation, biological process: regulation of synaptic transmission, glutamatergic; G protein-coupled glutamate receptor signaling pathway. Bases 212 to 2509 code for a protein of 765 amino acids. Gene Ontology annotation, cellular component: membrane.
UAUGAAAUAUCGAUGAGCGGGGAAUUCUGCUGGAAAACCAUUCUAGAUAGACACACAGAUUGAAACAGUUCAAGAUAAAAAAAUCAGUUAAUUUUUGACGAAACUAAUAGUUUAAAAAAACAAAAAAAAAACCAAAACAACUUAGGGCACGGAUAAUAUGAUCAAGUAAAGAUAAAGGAAUAUAGUUAUAAUUCCAAAGUGACAGGCAGAAAUGACACACAAGUGCCUUGUCAACUUAGCAACAUAUUGUAUAAUGGCUGCUGUGGUGGUCUCAUUUCCAGAAGAUGUUUAUAAAGAGGAUUAUCGAUGGAUACAGGAAGGGGACGUCAAUAUUGGAGUUAUACUUUCCAUUCACUCCUCUGAUUCGUUAUUCAACUGUACAGACAGUAUAGAAGACGGUCGAAAUGUUCAAAAUGUUGAAGCAUUGAGUUAUGCUGUAAAGGAGAUAAACAAUGAUAUUAAUAUUCUGUCAAAUCUUACGCUUGGGUUUGUGGUCCUAGAUGAUUGUCAAUCUCCAUCAAUAGCACUAGCUCGGGCGAUUCAGUUCAUGCCACGUGAAAUUCGGUACCAUUCUGACAAAUAUAUUAAUGAUGAGAUAAACAAAAGUACACAAACUAAUUCGGAAAGAACAUUUUAUGAUGUGAUAGGGGUAAUUGGAACAUACACAAGCAAAUUGAGUAUAGUGAUUGCAAAUGUACUUAAUCUUUUUCACCUUCCUCAAAUAAGCCAUACGGCAACAAGUGAUUUACUCAGUGACAAAACAAGAUUUCCUUAUUUCUUUCGAAUGGUUCCACCAGAUCGCUAUCAAGUAAAGGCAAUUGCAAGUUUGUUAACACAUUUUGGAUGGAGUCAUGUAGCCAUAGUUUUUUCAGAGGGUAAUUAUGGCGGAGCAGGUGUUAAAGAACUUCAAAACACGUUUCAAGCCACGAAGAAUGGUGUUUGUAUUGAGGAUGCUAUUGCAAUAGCCGACGGAUCAACAGACAUUGAUUUUUAUAAUACGCUGAAAAGACUUGACUCGCACAAAGACACUCAUGUUGUUGUUGCAUUUGUUGAAAUUGAGCACGCAAUAUCUAUAAGUAAAGCAGUUAAAGCUGCAAACCUUGUUAACAGAUUUACAUGGGUUGGCACUGAUAGUUUGAGUUUGAUUCUUGAAGAACAUCCAAAUCUCUGUGACAAUUUACCUGGUUCAAUAUCAAUGCACCCUCACGCGUUUAAUGCAAGUACUCGACGAUUUACAGAUCAUCUUAAACAUCUUAAGUCUAAGGAUUCACAUGAAAUAAGCCAAAAUCCUUGGUUAGCAAACCUACACACUUUCCAUAAAAAGUCAAUGAACAUCAAUAAUAUCAACUCAUCAUUUUCAGUUCGUAAACCUAAAUGUUUCUUCAGACAGAAAGAAGAUAGAGUACGCUCUUCAUUUGUUGACGCUUUCCUAAUUGACAGUGUUUAUGCAUUAGCAUAUGCAAUAGACAGUGUUGUAAAAUCUUACUGCAACCCUUCAAAGAUUGGUAAGAAAAGCGUUGCUGAAUGUGUAUCAAGUAAAGGUAUAUUUACAGAGUUGAAAAAUAUUCACUUUAACGGUAUACAAGGCGAACUUAAAUUUAACAAAGACGGUGAUAUCAUGACGCAAUACGAAGUACAUCAGUGUUUUGCCAAAAGUUUUGAUCGGCCUCCGGAAAUUCGAUCUGUUGGAAUUUGGGAUAUGGAUGGCGAAGAACUUCGAAUAAACGAUAAUGAUUUGCUUUGGACGACUUCAAGCCUACCAUCUUCUUCUUGUCCAAAGCCUUGUUCAGAUACUGUAGGGACAAUUUAUUAUUUUAAGAAACAAACAUGUUGUCAUGUUUGUGUAACAUGUAAACUAAAUGAAAUAGUUGUUGCCAACGCCACAAGGUGCGAUAUAUGCCCAGAACUCUUUUGGCCUGAUAGCAAGACGCGGCAAAAGUGUUUACCGAUUCAGCCCGUAUACUUCGGUCUGCAAAGUGCCGUGUCAAUAAGUCUGUGUGCUUUCGCAAUAGCUGGAGCAUUGACUUGCUUUUGGAUUAUUGUUAUUCUUGUAAAAUACCGGGAAGAACACGUUAUCAAAUGUUUCAGUAUUGAACUGAGUAGUAUAAUUUUGCUAGGAACAUUGUUUACAUACGGUCUUGCUGCAAGUUUUCUUUCACGUCCAAAUGAAUGGAAGUGUUAUGUAAAUUAUGUUGGUUUUAGUCUGACAUAUACGUUGAUAUAUGCUCCUCUUCUAGUGAAAACAAAUAGAAUUUACCGGAUUUUCAAUGCAGGGAGAAGAACCACGAGAAAACCAUGCUUUAUCAGUACAAGCUCUCAAGUUUUCUUUUCCUUUGCUCUUAUCUUCACUCAGGUUGCAAUAGUCAUAAUGUCAACAAGUCUAAAACCGCCAGAAGUAUCUCUUCAUAUGCCCAGACGAACGGAGAAAUUUGUUGAGCUAUUUUAUAACCUGCCACAUGCCGGACUACUUUCAUCAUUAUCGUACAAUCUUAUAUUGGUCCUUAUCUGAACAUUUUACGCUUUUAAAACAAGAAAACUACCUGAUAAUUAUAAGGAAUCCCGUUAUAUUGCAUUUUGUGUUGAUACCACUCUUCUGAUAUGGAUAACAUUUGUUCCGACAUACUUCACCACGACAAGAGCGGCGGCAAAAACAACAAUCGUUGCAGUACCAUUAUUACUAAAUGCGUCCGUCACAAUAACUUGUCUUUUUAUUCCAAGAAUACAUGCUUUAUAUAAGAGCCUAAAAAAUUGUUCUACAGCUAAGCACCACUACAAAGACUUUAGAAUUGUAAAGCACGUUGUUAAGCGGAAGCAUUCCUUCGAUAUGGAAAUAACCGCUCGAGAGACUGUUUCCGGUAUAGAAAAGCGGAUAUCAAAUGGAUUGACAAGUCAUACUGAUUUAAUGUCACGUGAUACCUCAGAUAAUACUUUGCCAGUUACGAACGGAUCACAGCCAUUCUUAGAACUGACAGAUCUUUCCAAAACGGACGUGAUCAGAUCUUGUCAAACACUUUUUGACAUGCAUGUGUUGGAGUCGGAAAUUGAAAAA